AUGACUGGUCCCUAUCCGGCCUGCUGGCCAGCUUUGCUCCUGGGACUGCUGUCGCCCUGGCUGGCGGGGCGUUGCAUGCCCGUCUUCGCCCAGCAGCACAACGACACCCUGGAGUGGCGCUGGGAGACUCUCUUCUCGCGCUCCAUGGCCAGGCUCCCCGCCGGGGAAAGGAAUUUGCUCAGCCGGGACGGGGACUAUCUGCUGGGCAUCAAGAGGCUGCGGCGCCUCUACUGCAACGUCGGCAUCGGGUUUCACAUCCAGGUCCUGCCGGACAGCCGGAUCAACGGGAUCCACGACGAAAACCGAUACAGUUUACUGGAAAUCUCUCCAGUGGAACGAGGAGUGGUUAGCCUUUUUGGUGUUAAAAGUGGACUUUUUGUAGCAAUGAACAGCAAAGGCAAACUCUAUGGAUCUAGCCAUUUUGGUGAUGAGUGUAAAUUCAAAGAGAUUUUGCUGCCAAACAACUACAACGCCUAUGAGUCCCAGAUCUAUCCUGGAAUGUACAUGGCCCUGAGCAAAAAUGGAAGAACCAAGAAAGGCAACAAAGUGUCUCCCACCAUGACAGUGACACAUUUUCUUCCCAGGAUUUGAGAAUUCUCCCUUCAAAGCUACCUCAGGGCAGAAGGAAAAG
Molecule: messenger RNA, 631 nt
Organism: Notechis scutatus (mainland tiger snake)
Lineage: Eukaryota; Metazoa; Chordata; Lepidosauria; Squamata; Elapidae
Gene: FGF4
Product: fibroblast growth factor 4
Molecular function (GO): growth factor activity
Source: RefSeq, a predicted model, not a curated record